Myotis brandtii (Brandt's bat) is the source of this 2763-nucleotide messenger RNA. RefSeq names its product spalt-like transcription factor 4 (gene SALL4). The record is from RefSeq and is a predicted model, not a curated record. Gene Ontology annotation, biological process: regulation of transcription by RNA polymerase II. Gene Ontology annotation, cellular component: nucleus. Gene Ontology annotation, molecular function: DNA-binding transcription factor activity, RNA polymerase II-specific; RNA polymerase II cis-regulatory region sequence-specific DNA binding. Lineage: Eukaryota; Metazoa; Chordata; Mammalia; Chiroptera; Vespertilionidae.
AUGGCGGGUGCUUCAGUGAACUGCCCGGGGACUGGCGAUGACAUGAAUGGGGACCGGGCGACAGUAAAGAGGCCUCGUCAGGAGGAGACUCACAUCUGUGAGAAAUGCUGCGGAGAGUUCUUCAGCAUCUCUGAGUUCUUAGAACAUAAAAAUUGCACUAAACACCCACCUGUCCUCAUCAUGAACAACAUCGAGGGGCUGACGCCUUCCGGAGACUUCUCAGGGGCUGGGCUGAGCCACCAGCCACACAGUCCAAGCAUUAAGGACAGUCACAGGGAGAAUGGCAGCAGCUCAGGGGACAUGAAGGAGAAGCCAGGGACGGAGUCUGUCCUGUACUUAAAGACGGAGCCCGCCCUGCCACCCACAGCCCAGGACUUAAGCUAUUUACCCAAAGGCAAAGUGGCCAACACUAACGUCACUCUUCAAGCACUACGGGGCACCAAGGUGGCAGUGAAUCAGCGGAGCGCGGACGCGCUGCCCGCCCCCCUGCCCGGUGCCAACAGCAUCCCGUGGGUCCUGGAGCAGAUCCUGUGUCUGCAGCAGCAGCAGCUACAGCAGAUCCAGCUCACCGAGCAGAUCCGAGUCCAGGUGAACAUGUGGGCCGCCCAUGCCCUCCACUCGGGCGCAGCGGGAGCUGACACCCUGAAGACCUUGGGCAGCCACGUGUCCCAGCAGGUCUCUGCAGCCGUGGCUUUGCUCAGCCAGAAAGCUGGAAGCCAGGGUCUGUCCCUGGACACCUUGAAACAAGCCAAGCUACCUCACACAAGCAUCCCUUCCACCACCAGCUCGGUGUCCCCAGGGCUGCUGUCCUUUGCCCUGAGGCCAGAUGCAAGGGUGCUCCCAAACCACAUCCCCGGUGCUUUGCUACCCCCGACCCCAAGCUCUGUGCUCUUCCAGAGCCCUUUCUCCACGGUGGCGUUAGACCCGUCUAAGAAAGGGAAAGGGAAGCCACUCAACGUGUCCCCGGUGGAUGUCAAACCCAAAGACGAGGCCACCCUCUACAGGCACAAGUGUCGGAGCAGUCUCCCAUCAGCAUUUUUCCGCUCCUUGCAGAUCCACCUCCGCUCCCAUACUGGAGAGAGACCCUUCGUGUGCUCUGUCUGUGGCCACCGGUUCACCACCAAGGGCAACCUCAAGGUACACUUUCAUCGACACCCCCAGGUGAAGGCGAACCCCCAGCUGUUUACCGAGUUCCACGACAAAAUGGCAGCAGGCAAUGGCGUUCCCUAUGCACUCUCUGUACCUGUCCCCAUAGAUGAAUCGAGUCUCUCUCUAGACAGCAAACCUGUCCUGGUCACAGGGACCCCCAAUGUAGGUCUACCUCAGAACCUCUCUUCGGGGACUAACCCCAAGGACCUAAUGGGGGGCCCACUGGUCCCCGACCUGCAGCCCGGGCCGUCUCCAGAAAGUGAGGAUGGAUCCCUACUCUCUGGGGUGGGGCCAAACCAUAAUUCCCCAAGGGUUGGUGGCUUCCAAGGGAGAGGGACACCCGAGCCAGGGUCAGAGACCAUGAAGUUGCAGCAGCUGGUUGAGAACAUUGACAAGGCCACCACAGACCCCAACGAAUGUCUCAUUUGCCACCGGGUCUUAAGCUGCCAAAGCUCCCUCAAAAUGCAUUACCGAACCCACACUGGGGAGAGGCCCUUCCGCUGUAAGAUCUGUGACCGAGCUUUCUCCACCAAAGGCAACCUGAAGACACACUUUGCGGUUCACCGAACCAACACGUCCAUAAAGACGCAGCACUCGUGCCCCAUCUGCCAGAAGAAGUUUACCAACGCAGUCAUGUUGCAGCAGCAUAUUCGGAUGCACAUGGGUGGUCAGAUUCCCAACACACCCCUGCCGGAGAGUCCCUGUGACCUGGUGGGUCCCGAGCUGAUGAUGGUGGGUGAGAACGGCAGCACAGGUGCUGUCUGUCACGACGACAUUGUCGAAAGCAUCGAUGUUGAUGAAGUCGGCUCCCAAGAUGCUCCCAGCAGCUCCUCGAAGGUCCCCCUGCCUCUUUCCGGCAUCCACUCGGCAUCGCCCACAACAGGGUUCACCUUGAUGGCCCCCCUGGAGGCCUCGGGGAAGCUGGGUCCUGCUCCUCUGGUCCUGCAGCGACAGAGCAGCCGAGAGAACGGUUCGGUGGAGAGCGAUGGCUUGACCAACGACUCCUCUUCCUCAGUGAUGGGAGACCAGGAGUAUCAGAGCCGAAGUCCAGACAUCCUGGAGGCCACCUCCUUUCAGGCCCUCUCCCCGGCCAAUAGCCAAGCAGAAAGCAUCAAGUCCAAGUCUCCUGAUGCUGGUGGCAGAGCAGACAGCUCGGACAGCAGCCGCACUGAGAUGGAAGGUCGGAGCAGUCUCCCAUCAGCAUUUGUCCGAGCCCAGCCAACCUUUGUCAAAGUGGAAGUUCCUGGUGCAUUUGGACCCGCGCCCAUGUCCCCAGGCAUGGCACCUUUGCGGGCGGCCCAGCCACGCCGCCAGGGCAAGCAGCACGCCUGCACGCGGUGCGGGAAGAACUUCUCGUCCGCCAGCGCCCUCCAGAUUCAUGAGCGGACUCACACUGGGGAGAAGCCUUUCGUGUGUAGCGUAUGUGGGCGAGCUUUCACCACCAAAGGCAACUUGAAGGUUCACUACAUGACGCAUGGCGCCAGCAACAGCUCCGCGCGCCGCGGGAGGAAGCUGGCCAUCGAGAACACCAUGGCUCUUCUAGGAACAGACACAAAGAGGGUCCCAGAGGUGUUUCCCAAGGAAAUCAUGGCCCCUUCAAUGCCGCCUUCCUGA